Messenger RNA from Pygocentrus nattereri (red-bellied piranha), 1990 nucleotides. RefSeq names its product t-complex 1 (gene tcp1). The transcript has 12 exons. The record is from RefSeq and is a predicted model, not a curated record. Lineage: Eukaryota; Metazoa; Chordata; Actinopteri; Characiformes; Serrasalmidae. Bases 82 to 1758 code for a protein of 558 amino acids. Gene Ontology annotation, molecular function: ATP binding; ATP-dependent protein folding chaperone; ATP hydrolysis activity. Gene Ontology annotation, biological process: protein folding. Gene Ontology annotation, cellular component: chaperonin-containing T-complex.
CUAGAAGUUUCUAGGCGGAGCGGAGCGGCCGCUCUUUACCCAUAGUGCAGCGCGGCUCCCCUCUCCUCUCUCAGCUCCAUCAUGUCUGCGCUGGACGGUCCGCUCAAUGUUCUCGGUCAGCGAACCACCGGAGAGUCCGUCCGGACUCAGAACGUCAUGGCUGCGGCCUCCAUCGCCAACAUCGUCAAGAGCUCCCUCGGCCCCGUAGGACUCGACAAGAUGUUGGUGGACGACAUUGGUGACGUGACCAUCACGAACGACGGGGCCACCAUCCUGAAGCUGCUGGAGGUGGAACAUCCUGCGGCUAAAGUCCUCUGUGAGCUGGCAGACCUGCAGGAUAAAGAAGUCGGAGACGGAACCACGUCUGUAGUGAUCAUCGCUGCGGAGCUGCUGAAGAGCGCAGACGAGCUGGUGAAGCAGAAGAUCCACCCCACCUCCAUCAUCAGCGGAUACAGACUCGCCUGCAAGGAGGCAGUUCGCUACAUCAAUGAGAAUCUGACCAUCGGCACAGACGAUCUGGGCAGAGAGUGCUUGGUGAACGCUGCUAAAACCUCCAUGUCCUCCAAAAUCAUCGGAGUUGACGCUGACUUUUUUGCUAACAUGGUGGUGGACGCUGCCCUGGCGGUGAAGUUUGUGGACGGUAAAGGAGUGGCUCGCUAUCCCAUCAACUCCGUAAACGUGCUGAAGGCUCACGGACGCAGCCAGAAGGAGAGCAUUCUCGUCAACGGCUACGCGCUCAACUGCACCGUCGGAUCACAAGGAAUGACGAAGCGUGUUCAGAACGCUAAGAUCGCCUGUCUGGACUUCAGCCUUCAGAAGACCAAGAUGAAGCUGGGAGUGCAGGUCGUCAUCAGUGACCCAGAGAAGCUGGACCAGAUCAGACAGAGGGAGUCGGACAUCACUAAGGAGCGCAUCCAGAAGAUUUUGGCUUCAGGGGCGAAUGUUGUCCUGACGACGGGUGGGAUUGACGACAUGUGUCUGAAGUACUUUGUGGAUGUGGGAGCCAUGGCCGUCCGCCGCGUGCUCAAGAGGGACCUCAAACGCAUCGCCAAGGCGACCGGGGCCACCGUUUGCCCGUCUCUGUCGAACCUGGAGGGCGAGGAGACGUUUGAGGCGGCUAUGCUGGGCCAAGCCGAGGAGGUUGUUCAGGAGAGGGUGUGUGACGAUGAGCUCAUCCUCGUCAAGAAUACGAAGGCACGUACGUCUUCCUCUAUAAUCCUGCGGGGAGCCAAUGAUUUCAUGUGUGAUGAGAUGGAGCGCUCGCUGCACGACGCUCUCUGUGUGGUGAAGAGGGUCCUGGAGUCAAAGUCCGUAGUUCCAGGAGGGGGCGCUGUGGAGGCAGCUCUGUCCAUCUACCUGGAAAACUACGCCACCAGCAUGGGUUCUCGGGAGCAGCUGGCCAUUGCAGAGUUUGCUCGCUCACUGUUGGUCAUUCCUAAGACGCUGGCGGUGAACGCUGCUCAGGACUCCACUGACCUGGUGGCCAAACUGAGGGCCUUCCACAACGAGGCUCAGGUCAACCCUGAGCGCAAAAACCUCAAGUGGAUUGGUUUGGACCUGGUGAACGGAAAGCCCAGGGACAACAAGCAGGCAGGGGUCUACGAGCCCACCAUGGUCAAAACCAAAAGUCUGAAGUUCGCCACUGAAGCCGCCAUCACCAUCCUGCGCAUCGACGACCUCAUCAAACUCUUCCCUGAGCAGAAAGAGGGCGGCCCCUCUUACCAGGAUGCCGUCCAGUCAGGCUCUCUGGAGCAGUAAACCCCGCCUCCUCCGAGUAGCUAUUGGCUGGUCGUGGGGUGACUCCCCUCCGCUGUCUGUAUUUAUGAACAACCCAAAACAAUAGCAGUUGUAGUGUAGACCGUGCACUUUGCUCGUGUUUCUUUUGUUUUUGCUACCACGGCAACAAGUCAGUGUUGCUAAGUGAACUGUAACUAACGAUAGUUUGUUAUUGGUUUCUUGGAAGGAAAUAAACCGGAAAGGUUGUGUUUGA